Solanum dulcamara is the source of this 1349-nucleotide messenger RNA. RefSeq names its product cocosin 1-like. The transcript is spliced from 3 exons. The record is from RefSeq and is a predicted model, not a curated record. NCBI's taxonomy places the organism in Eukaryota, Viridiplantae, Streptophyta, Magnoliopsida, Solanales, Solanaceae. The coding region runs from base 45 to 1139 and encodes 364 amino acids. Gene Ontology annotation, molecular function: nutrient reservoir activity.
ACCGUUUUUUGGUAUAUUACAUAGUUUGAGAAGAAUAUAUAUCGAUGGAUUUAAUACUGUCAUCGAAAAAAACAGAUAAAAUAGUAAUGGAAGCUGAAGGAGUUGGUGGAUAUUACGCUUGGUCAAGUAGCCAAUUUCCUCUUCUUAGACAGAAAAAACUUGCUGCUGGAUUAUUUCUUCUUCAGCCUCGUGGGUUUGUUCAACCUUACUAUUCUGUUUCCUCAAAAAUUGCUUAUGUUUGUCAAGGUGAAUGCAUUGUUGGAUUGAUAUCAUCAGAAGAUUCAAAAGAAGAAGUUAUAAAAUUACAAAAAGGGGAUACUCUACCAGUUACCUUGAAACAAGUGUCAUGGUGGUACAAUGAUGGAGACUCUAAACUUGAAAUAAUUUUCUUAGGAGAAUAUGACGAUGAAUACACACCUGGAGAAUACUGCGGUUUCUUCUUAACUGGAUUCACCGGUAUUUUAAAUGGAUUCUCUAAUGAAGUUAUAGCUAAAUCUUUUCACAUGACCAAAACUGAAAUCGAAAAACUUAUAAAAGACCAGAGUAGUUCUAAUACUAUAAUUAAGAUAAAGGAAGGCACAAAAAUGCCAGAACCAUGCAACAAAAACGCGAAACACAAGUUGGUUUUCAACUUGGAUAGUGCAAAACAUUGUACUGUUGAGGUAAAAAAUGGUGGAAUUUUAUCCGCGGUAACUUGUAGGAAUUUACCAUUGCUUAGAAACGUUGGAUUAAGCGCAAAUCGCGUAGUUUUGGAAGGUGGUGCUUUAUUUGGUCCGAUUUUUACAGCGGAUAUGUCCGUUCAAUUGAGUUAUGUUACGAAAGGAAGUGGACGUGUUCAAAUUGUGGGACCUUUACGUAAGGUUGUGUUGAAUACUAAAGUGGAGGAAGGUGAAUUGUUUUUCGUACCAAAAUUCUUUCCGUUUGUUGUAGAAGCUGAUGAAGGAGGAAUGGAGUUCUUCUCCGUCAUAACAUCAUCAAAGCAAGUAGAUGGAGAAUUAUCAGGUGGGAAAAAAUCAAUCUGGGAAGCAAUAUCUCCAUCGGUUUUAGAGGUCUCUCUAAAUAUGACUCCAGAUUUGACAGAGUAUUUCAAGUCCAAGAUUGCUAAGGGUGCAGUGAUUGCCCCACCUUCAACUAUUUAAGUAAUUGUUCCAAUUGUUACUUGUUAGUCAUUUGAGAUGUAUACAUAUGUUUAACAAGUGUAUAAUAAUAUUAGUAUGUAAUACAUCUAUAUGCGUGAAAAUAAGAUCUAUGGUGAAAAAGAUGGGAGCUUUUGUUUUAGCUUAUAUUCUGCUGUGACGUGCCACGGUGCCAGUAUGUAAAUUAUAUGAAUGUCUUCUUAUGAAUACAAG